This is a messenger RNA of Bactrocera neohumeralis, 570 nucleotides long. RefSeq lists its product as uncharacterized. The transcript is spliced from 3 exons. Gene Ontology annotation, molecular function: structural constituent of ribosome; large ribosomal subunit rRNA binding. The record is from RefSeq and is a predicted model, not a curated record. Gene Ontology annotation, cellular component: cytosolic large ribosomal subunit. The coding region runs from base 1 to 570 and encodes 189 amino acids. Lineage: Eukaryota; Metazoa; Arthropoda; Insecta; Diptera; Tephritidae. Gene Ontology annotation, biological process: ribosomal large subunit assembly; cytoplasmic translation.
AUGACAACAACAGAGCCGCCUACAAAGGACAAUAAAUCGUCUGACCGUCGGAGCGAACACGGUGACACGGGGACACGGUGUUCUCGUGUCAACAACAAAACAGAAGUCAUUCGUGUCGCCACGAGUCGCGUCGCAGAAGCCAAGGAAGCAAACGAAUACCAAACCCUUACUAAGAAUACGAAUAUACAGUGGUGGACAACUGAACCAACCACGGUGGCUGUCCUGAUUAGCGAUCCCUCUAAUCGCGCUGAUGCUGUGACUAUCCCUAAGACGCCAUGGAUUAGUGCUUGUAGCGCGAAUGGUUACCCAACUAUUACUUCAGCACCGCACAGUGUUGCCAAAGGUUCCAAGAAUCUGUUGGUUAUUGCUGCUGCCACCGAAGUAGAUUUCAAGGAAGCUGCUACCAUCAAGGAGUUCAUCAAGAAUCCAAGCAAGUUUGUUGCUGCUGUUACCUCUGCUCCAGCUGCUUGUGCUGGCGAUGCUCCCGUAAAGAAUGAAGAAACCGAAAAGCAGGAGUCGGAGUCGAAGUCCGAGGAAGACGACGAUAUGGAUUUCGGUCUCUUCGGCUAA